UCAUAUCAUCAUCUUCAUCUCCAACAGAGCUUCAAAAAUGUUUAGUUUCAAGGUGUUUUUGAUAAGAAAUGUUGCAGAAUGAAGAAGGAAGUGCUAUGAGAUAUGAUUGUACUUUGUAUGCUUGAUCUCAGGAUUUUAAUGAUUUUAAUCCAUUUUAAACCAUUUACUGUUUUAGGGUCAAUUAAUUAACCUUCUAAGACCUGGUGUGACCAAAUAUGUGGACAUCACAUUUUUUGUUAAAAAUGUAAAAAAAAAAUGUUUACAAAAAUUGUGAUUUUACUAAAUAGGUAAAGUUUGUCAUUAAUUUGUCUUUAUUUGUUUUCAAGUAAAAAUAAAUUCUGCAAGAACAAAAACAGGUUUCCUCUUUUUUGUAUUUAUGCUAAUUUCACUUUUGUCCACCAGGAGUCAGUGUUGAGCUACGUGUUCAGAAGGCGAAUAUUAAUGGGCCAGUUAUUGUUAUUGCUUUGAAAUGGGACUUCUGUUAAAGAAAAUAUAUCGCCUGGCAGUGAACUUUGAGCUUUUAUCAUUUUACAGUGAGGGCACCUCUGUUGAUUAUCACGAAAAUGGACAUCAGUCUAAUGGCAAGGGACGAAAAAAAGGGAGACGGACACCUGCUGACUCACCAACCACAUCCACGAAUACAUGGUGCAGUGAUGUUGUAGACUGCACUGACCCUCCUGAAAUCAUCUUCAGGCCUCUACGCAGUACUGGAGCACAGCUCAUCACAACAGCUUCCUACAGUCCCCUGCAGCUGUUUCAGUUGUUUUUUACAUCAACUGUACUGCAGACACUAGUGGCAAACUCCAACUCCUAUGGAUCCAUGCAACAUGCAGCCAAGGGCAAGCCAUGGAAAGACAUUACUGUGUCUGACAUGAUGUCUUACCUGGGGAUGGUGAUUUACAUGGGAAUUGUGAAACUGUCUUCACUUUCAGACUACUGGAGGAAGUCCACUCUCUACAGUCUGCCUCUGCCUACGAGAAUUAUGUCGUCUAGGAAGUUCCUUCGAAUGACCAGCUCUCUACAUUUGAGUGACCCUAGGGCUGAUGAAGAGAAUGAGAAGAAAAAAGGAACACCAGCCUUUGACCGUCUCCAAAAGAUACAACCUCUCUAUGACAUGAUCAGAGAAAACAGUAAGGCAUUUUUCCAUCCAUUUCAGAAUAUAUCUGUGGAUGAAAGAAUGGUCUCAUCAAAAGCCAGAAGUGGACUCAAACAGUAUAUGAAAAACAAACCAACCAAAUGGGGUUUCAAACUUUUUGUUCUGGCUGAUUCCCUUACUGGAUACACCUGGGACUUCUUUGUUUAUGAGGGCAAGUCUGCUACUGACCAGUGCACAGAAAAUGGACUGAGCUACAAUGCAGUUAUGCAGCUUGUAAAUGAGAAGGCAUUGGGAAGUGGUUAUAAGCUUUAUGUUGAUAACUUUUAUACCAGCCCAACCCUCUUCAGAGACCUCCUUUCCAAAAAGAUAUAUGCAUGUGGCACCAUUCGACCAAACAGAAAAGGCUUUCCAAAAACAUCUCUGAACAAGAUGCCCAAGAAAGCAUCCCGUGGCACUAUCCAUUGGAUAAGAGACAACAAGCUCUUGUUUGUGGAGUGGAAAGAUACUAGGGAGGUUCUGGUCGCCUCCACUUUUCAUAAAGCCUUCGAUGGUGACACUGUGCAAAGAAGGGUGAAAGGAAAGGAUGGAUCUUGGUCACUUAUGGAUGUUCCUGUUCCAGCUGCUGUGAAAGACUACAAUAGGAACAUGGGAGGAGUGGAUCUUUCGGAUGCACUAAUUGGGUACUACAAUGUCCUGCACAAGACGAGAAAGUGGUACCGGACCUUUUUUUACCACUUUGUUGACAUCGCUGUGGUAAACGCUUUCAUUUUACACAAGGAAUUGGCCAAGACUACAAAUCAGAAGCCAUUAUCCCAGAAAGCGUUCCGAGAGACACUCAUUUUGGAUCUUGCAGGACUGCCCACCAAAAGCUCGGCUGUACAUCACCACAGACAGCACUGUAGGGAGGCGGAAGUGCAGGAUGUGCCAGCGGAACACUCCCGUAAAGUGCCAUGUUUUAUUAUUAUGUUGUAUUAUUGACUCAUGUCACAACACUGCCAAGCUACGUGCACUACUUUGUAAAUAUAUUGUAUUUUUGACUCACGUCACAGCACUGCCAAGCUACGUGCAAUAUUUUGUAAAUAGUUUGUAUUUUUGACUCACGUCACAGCACUGCCAAGCUACGUGCAAUACUUUGUAAAUAGUUUGUAUUUUUGAGUCACCUCAAAGCACUGCCAAGCUACGUGCAAUACUUUGUAAAUAGUUUGUAUUUUUGAGUCAUCUCAAAGCACUGCCAAGCUACGUGCAAUAUUUUGUAAAUAGUUUGUAUUUUUGACUCACGUCACAGCACUGCCAAGCUACGUGCAAUACUUUGUAAAUAGUUUGUAUUUUUGACUCACGUCACAGCACUGCCAAGCUACGUGCAAUACUUUGUAAAUAGUUUGUAUUUUUGACUCAUGUCACAGCACUGCCAAGCUACGUGCAAUACUUUGUAAAUAGUUUGUAUUUUUGACUCAUGUCACAGCACUGCCAAGCUACGUGCAAUACUUUGUAAAUAGUUUGUAUUUUUGAGUCACCUCAAAGCACUGCCAAGCUACGUGCAAUACUUUGUAAAUAGUUUGUAUUUUUGAGUCAUCUCAAAGCACUGCCAAGCUACGUGCAAUACUUUUUUGUUGUUGAUGACUAGUAUAUUGUAAACAUAUAAAAACCUAUACAUACAAUUUAAUUUGUUCUAUAAUGUUGUAAAAUUUGCUAAACCAUGCAAAAUGAUGUAAGUGAAUAAAGACAUUGUUUCAUUUUAUAUGAGUAAGUAAUCGGGUGUCCUUUUGGAGGCUUCAAGUAGCACACAGAGAAAAUGCACAUAAAUGCCUUUUAAAAUACAUCCAGAAAGUUAGUAUUUUCCGGAAAACAGUGUAUAUUAUUCUGUCACACACUAAAUCAAGAAUAAAAUGUGUGGAAAUGGUCAGAUAAGCAUGUUAGACCUCAAUGUAGAAGGUGGUAACCAAGUGUCCCUUUGGAGUCUCCAAGUGGCUUUUUUCGGAAAGACACCCAGACAUACACUAACAAAAAAGCUUGUAAAAACCCAAUUUUUGC
This is a messenger RNA of Misgurnus anguillicaudatus (oriental weatherfish), 3127 nucleotides long. The record is from RefSeq and is a predicted model, not a curated record. Lineage: Eukaryota; Metazoa; Chordata; Actinopteri; Cypriniformes; Cobitidae.